Monomorium pharaonis (pharaoh ant) is the source of this 3707-nucleotide messenger RNA. It is a transcript of the gene Nct, whose product is annotated as nicastrin. Gene Ontology annotation, cellular component: membrane. The record is from RefSeq and is a predicted model, not a curated record. NCBI's taxonomy places the organism in Eukaryota, Metazoa, Arthropoda, Insecta, Hymenoptera, Formicidae. The coding region runs from base 1 to 1935 and encodes 644 amino acids. Gene Ontology annotation, biological process: protein processing; Notch receptor processing. The transcript is spliced from 8 exons.
AUGGCAGUGGAAAUGUGGAAGUAUGUUUUCGCAGUUAUCAUCAUAAAUUCAGCGACCUCUGAAAGAAUAAAGGAUAUGAUAUACAUGCCGAUGGUGGGUGUAGCUGCUUGUUUCCGAAGACACAAUGGCACACAUCAGUUUGGAUGCUCCUCUGACAGAUCAGGGAGCGUAGGCGUGGUACACUUGGUGGAUAUAGACGAUGAUAUCACUUGGAUAGAAAAGAAUUCCACUGCAGGUCCAUACACCGUUGUCCUACCAUUUGCAAUGUUCAACAGACACACGCUUGUAAGACUCAGGGAUACAAAUAACAUAAACGGAGUGCUAUUGACAAAGAAUGUGAGUCACGAACGUCCAUGGAAGUAUUCACCCGAGGACACGUGUCCGAAUCGAUACUCCGGCUAUAAGAGAUGCGACAGCAAGAAACCAUGGAAUCCCUUUGGGUCAGCAUUACUCAUGGAAGACUGGCCGUUUCCCAUGUUUUACACAGAGAAUCAGACAAUUUUGGAGGCAAUAAAGUCUUGCUUCUGGGCGCACAAUGCGCAUGACCUCGAGACGCAGUACCAGCGAUCUCUCUGCGCGUUAGAAAUGAACUCGUUCAUGUACGCCGCUAUAAACUCAGAAUCGUGCAUAAAGCGUACGGAUUCCGUGCCGAAUUUCCAUCCGACGUUGUUCUGUGAUCCGUUAGGAGAUAGAAAUGUACACUGGCCUUUGGAACCUCUCAAUGAGAAUAAUAAUAUAGUGAUAUUGGUAACGGCGCGACUAGACGCAUCGUCCUUGUUCGAUGGUAUAUCACCCGGCGCGGGUAACACCGUGACAGGACUGGUCACGUUGCUCGCCACUGCGUACUAUCUGAAUUUCUUAAAUGCCACCGUCGACAAGACGAACGUGGUAUUUUCCCUGCUGAACGGAGAAGCGUUCGAUUAUAUAGGCUCGAGUCGUAUGGUGUACGACUUGAAACAGAACAGUUUUAACGCUCUCGGUGGAAUCAAUCUGAAACUUGACGAUAUCCAGGGCGUUAUUGAAUUCGGUCAAUUGGGCGAGGGAGAGAUAUUUUUGCACAGCAGUGGCAAAAACGACGCUAUAAACCGUCUGCGGGACGCAUUAAAUGUGACAUUGAAUGCGUCAAUCGUAAACGAUAGCGUUCCACCUACCUCCGUGCAGAGUUUCCUGGAGGCGAGACCGAAUCUAACGACCGUUGUUAUAAGCAAUCACGGCAGACAGUUCAAGAACCGAUAUUACAACGGUAUCUUGGAUGACGCGGAGAGUCUCGGUUUUGAUAAAAACGAUACUAGCACGCUUGCAUCAGAUUUAGCGAAAAUUGCUCUUCAGGUUGCUAAUGAGCUUUACCGGGCGGUGACGGGUGAGGCACCGCAGCCCGUCGUCGAUCUGCCUGUACCCAUGGAGACGCUUACCGCGGAAAUGCUAUAUUGUUACCUGGAGAGCGCCAAGUGCUCUCUGUUUCGCGCGGCUUCGGCACCUAAUGCUAAAUUGAUCGAUCAGGUAUUACCAUUGUAUGUUGGGGUGCAUAAAGUGCUUAACAUCGCGACGACUCUAACGGGUCAGCUUUUGGCCUAUCUGACCGGUGAAAAGCUCUACGAGAUGAACGAGUCUACGUGUCACGAAAAUCGGCUCGCCUGGAUGGGUGGUCAGAACUUCACGGGCUUGUGCAUCAAUUCAACCGUCAAUUACAGUAUAGCCGUGAGCCCCGCGUUUAUCAUAGAUGGAUACGAUAUGAAAUCGGGCGUCUACUCGACCUGGACGGAAUCCGUAUGGCAAACGUUAAGCAUUAGAAUGUUUCUCAAACCGGCAGCAGCGACAGAACGCUUCAGUUUGAUUCUGGGUUGUUCAGUUGCUGGUUUCUCAUUCGUAUUAGUGUGGUUUAUCAAUAAUCGAGCUGACGUGUUAUUUAAUUCGAGAAGAACCGUUGAUUGCUAGGAAUACGCUGCGGACCACAUAUCAAUGGAUAGGUUAGAUAAUCAUCAAGAAGAUCGAGAUGUUCCAGUAACUAGCCUUUAAUCGUAUGUGUGGGACGCCCUCGGACGAUUUUUUAUAACACAAAAAAUAUCCGGAUGUGUCACGUAAUCAUCUUUAGGAUUAUCUUAUUUAUCGUCAUCGUUUCAUCCGCAGUGUUCAACUGGAAAAAAAAAUUAUAGAUGCAUCUUUUUUACUCAUCUUACACAAAGGUGAAUCAUUUCUUCACUUUUUCCCUAUGAUAUAUCUAUAAUAUCUUAUUAUUUAUGAAGUUAUAUAUACGUGUACAUGAAAAAAGACACUGAACGAUUGAAACAGAAAGCUUGAUAAGUUUUAACAGCUUUGUAUUGUGUAUGCGUGUAUAUAAAUGAAUGAACGUGUGUGUAUGUAUGUAUGUACGUAUGUAUGUAUAAGGUAGUCGCACUGGUAAGACUUGGAAAAUAAAAAUUACAUAGAAAGCGUAUAGCUAAUUUUUAAUAGCAAUACAAAUUUGUUAUUCAUGUAACGUUAAAAAAAUUGAAAUACGAAUCAUAAAUCAAAAAGAGAAAAAGUAUAUAUCUUUUUUUUCCUCUUCUCUCUUUCGUCAAGUUUAUCUUUAAAGGAUAAUAAUAUAGGAUUUAAAUGUCGAUAUUUCCCCAAUUUUACAUUUUCAACUUCCAAAUUUCAUUUUCAUUUUACAUACAAUGCAUUGUUUGUUCUUCGUUAAAACAAUGGAAUUGUAAACAUGGUACAGAAAUGUAUGGAUAGUAUUAAAACAAACGGCUCCUUACAUAAUUGCGGUAAGAAUAAAAAAAAAAGAUUAAUGCAAGCGUGAUGGCGUUUAUUAUCGAUAAACAACUUAUUUAACAGGGCAUUGAUGUACACGGGAAAGAAGUAUUUAAUUUGUAUAUCUAUGCUUUCUUUUUUUAGUAUACAUAUAAGUAUAUAAUAUGUUUCUCAUUUACGACUUGAAAUUUGGACAAAGUUAGAAAUGGGUCAUCCCCCUCCCCCAAAAAACGGAAGAUUUACAUUUGAGAAAUGUACACAGAAUCUCUCUGUAUUCUAGAUCUAGAUAAUUAGACGGAUUGCAAUAUUCUUAAUCGGUUCAACAUUCGUAAAUUAAACAAAUCUUCUUUGCGCUGUUUCUUACUGUACAUUUGUCAGGCACGUAGCAUAAAAAUGUGUGCAUGAUAAAAAAAAUUAACAUUUUCUUGCAUAUAUAUGCCGUGAAAAUAAAGACCGAGAGAUACGUUCAGAGAAUAUUAAUUAAUCCAGACGAAUUAGCAAUAUGGAAUUUUGAUUGUAAUACGAAGCAAGCACAUAAUUACGAAAUCCUGUAAACAAUAUGUCAUUUUUGCAUUCUUGUAGAUACUUGUGUACAACGUUCUGCAUUUUAUCACAUGAUUAUACACAAACAUUUACGAGAAGUGAAAUAGAAAUGAUUUAUUAUUCGCAAAAUACAAAGCGAAUAUCCCUUCUUGAACUAAGCUUGAUCUAUGAAUUUUUUAAGUCUGCCGAGAGAAAUCUCUAUUUCUCUUUCGAAUAAUCGCAAAGCUGUUAACGCCGAAAGAUAUGCUAUAUAUGAAUAUCUGACCCAUUUCUACCUUUAUAUACGUUUCUUUUUUAAUCUAAUUUUCGGUAGACAAUUUUCUCGCAUCGACGUUAAUGCGGCAGACGUUUACGUUUCCUACAAAGAGUGUCCACAUGCACGCGUCGUAAUGAACUUUUCAUAUCGCGGACACUUGUGCGAAAAAAAA